Messenger RNA from Xenopus tropicalis (tropical clawed frog), 1543 nucleotides. It is a transcript of the gene bccip, whose product is annotated as BRCA2 and CDKN1A interacting protein. The record is from RefSeq and is marked provisional. Lineage: Eukaryota; Metazoa; Chordata; Amphibia; Anura; Pipidae. Gene Ontology annotation, cellular component: spindle pole; nucleus; centriole.
AUACCUCUAUAGGGUUAUACGUUACAUAUGACUCCGCUCUAUAAACCAGAUAAAAGAUUUUAUCUAAAAGUCGGAAUAGUAUCAUUCCUCUUAUUGUAAAUACAUAGAGACACUCCUAGUAACGCACAGUAUUCUGCCUCAAAUGCUAUGGACUUUAAACUUUAAGUAUGAUGGUCUCCCCUCUCUUUCAGAUGGUACAGCCCAGAGAGCUUCCUGUUUACUUCCGCAUUCAAGCACGCCGCGUAGGGAAAGGCGAACGGCAUGGCUUCUAAUGCAAAGCGGAGGGCGCUGGAGCCUGAGCGGCUGCCGGAGAGGAAUGAGGAAGAGGAGGAUGACAUGGAAGGGGACAACUCAGACGAGUCCGAUGAUAUUGAAGAUGAUGAAUCGGAGGAAGAGGAAGAAGUGAACGAGGAAGUUAAUAUAGACUUUGAAGCCUACACAAUUUCUGACACUGAUUCUGAAGGCAUAAAGAAGCUGCUCAAACAGUUGUUCCUGAAAGCCCAUGUGAAUAUCUCCGAGCUAACAGACCUUCUUAUUCAGCAGAAUCACAUUGGCAGCGCCAUUAAGCAAGCCGAGAGCCAGGAGGAUAGUGAUGAUGACGAUGACGAUGACGUAGAUCAUGUCUUUGGCUUUAUAAGUCUUGUGAAUCUUACUGAGAGAAAGGGCACCUCGUGCGUGGAACAGAUUAAAGAGCUGAUUUUGACGCGCUGCGAGGAGAACUGCGAACAGAGCAUGGUUGAACAGUUUGAUAAAGUUCUAAACAACAACAGCAAGCCUGUGGGUUUCCUCCUAAGCGAGAGAUUCAUUAAUGUACCUGCACAGAUUGCUCUGCCCAUGCAUCAGCAGCUUCAGAAAGAAUUGGCAGAUACUCAGAGAACCAAUAAACCAUGCGGGAAGUGUUAUUACUAUUUAAUUCUGAGCAAAACCUUUGUGGAAGCGGCAAAAACAUCCAAGGGGAGAGUUGGCUCCCAGGCCAAGGAAGAGCUGAUGUUUGCCAAUGCAGAAGAUGAGUUUUUCUACGAGAAAGCUCUGCUGAAGUUCAGCUACUCGGUGCAGGAGGAGAGCGACACGCAGCUGGGCGGCCGAUGGUCCUUCUCCGACGUGCCCAUGAAACCCUUGAGGACGGUGAUGUUGGUUCCCGCCGACAGGAUGAAUUCAAUCAUGGACAAGUUCAAAGAAUACCUCUCCGUGUGAACCGUUUCCCUCCAAACAGAACUAUGUACCCGAACGCCGAUAACAUCAUAGAGACUAAUUAAUUUUUAUAAACGUGCGCGUACAAUCGUAGUCAUUCAUUUCAUCUUUUGUAUCCGCUGUCGGCUCCGGCGAGACCACGCAAGGGUUCUGGGAGAUUUCAUUAGUGUAAUUAAAGACAAGGUCCCUUUAGAGCAGGCGUUCAGUCCCCGGCAGGGAGAGAGUACAACACAGGGUUCACUAUAUCAUUUAUUUGAUCAGACACAGGGAGGGGAGGAAAAGGGUUACUCGGAUUCCUAUAACAUUUACAAAAAAAGAAAUCAGUUCAUUAAAGUUUUCCUUUCCUUUUGGA